GCGGCCAGAAGAAGCCGCAGUUAUAACCCGUGUGGCGGCUCUAACAUUAACCUACACAGCUCAGACAACAAGUCCACACACAUAUAUGUAACCGUGCACCAUUGUUUUUAGCACGUCAGCUACGUUUAAGCCGUAACCGGACCGCAUGGAGUCCGCGUUCAAAAGGUCGGCGAGGUGUUGUGCGGGACAAGAGAGCAUCCAGCUAACGUUAGCUAGCCGCAGCUAGCCGCGGACCGCACGGCGAGGAGAAGCUCGGUGCUGCUGCUCACUCCACGGACGGACACAGAGGACGUCAGCCUGUAAACAAUGGGCCUCAUAUUCGCCAAACUGUGGAGCUUCUUCUGCAACCAAGAGCACAAGGUGAUAAUCGUCGGACUAGAUAACGCAGGGAAAACCACCAUCCUCUACCAAUUUCUGAUGAAUGAGGUCGUCCACACGUCCCCCACUAUCGGAAGCAACGUGGAGGAAAUAGUGGUGAAGAACACUCACUUUCUGAUGUGGGAUAUAGGAGGACAGGAGUCUCUCAGGUCCUCCUGGAGCACCUACUACUCCAAUACAGAGUUCAUCAUUCUGGUGGUGGACAGCACAGACAGAGAGAGGCUGGUCAUCUCUAAAGAGGAGCUCUACAGGAUGCUGGCUCAUGAGGACCUGCGGAAAGCAGCUGUGUUGAUAUUUGCCAAUAAGCAGGACAUGAAGGACUGUAUGUCCGCGGCGGAGAUCUCCAAAUACCUCACCCUGAGCUCCAUCAAAGACCACCCCUGGCACAUACAGUCCUGCUGUGCACUUACAGGAGAGGGUUUAUGCCAAGGCCUUGAGUGGAUGACUUCGAGGGCUGGACUCAGAUAGCCCCUCCCUCAUCCAUCAAUGGCCUGACUACCUGCACCACCUGCACGGUGGCAACAACAGCUUCUCUUUACUGGUUUAUUUGUACUUUUUAUUUUAUUUUUAAACGAUAAACUUGGGCUUUUGACCUCUGGAGACGGCACAAGACAGAGGAGCAUUGACGCCUCCCACAACUUAAAUGUGUGUUAACAGUGGAGCUGGAAACAGUGGAGCUGGUGUUUCUCCCCAGAGGAUGAACCAGAACUGAUGAACUGACCUGGUCAUCCGGGGCGAGAAGUCGCUUUUUUACAGUAAAGGAGGAGAAGAAGAUCAUUUCAGUAAGUUAAGAGUGGGUCCAAGUGCAAAGCAGGGCUGCACUGGACGUGAUUUACACUAAACACAUAUCAUGUCAUACCAUAUCAAGAGAAUGCCAUAAACAUCACGUUGGUGCAGCUCUUAAUAUUAUUAUUAUUGUUAUUAUUUUUACUCUAUAAGUUUCUUCAUGUUCAGGUAAACAAUUGACAAGACGAGCAAAGGGAUUACAAGCAGUAUUUUGAAACCCGUUUUCAUGGGAAUGGUGGCACAGGGGAGUUCUUCAAAAUAAUGUUCUCAUCAAUUUUUUUCUCUUUUUUUUUU
This is a messenger RNA of Anoplopoma fimbria (sablefish), 1458 nucleotides long. It is a transcript of the gene arl8, whose product is annotated as ADP-ribosylation factor-like 8. Gene Ontology annotation, cellular component: cytoplasm; trans-Golgi network. The record is from RefSeq and is a predicted model, not a curated record. Lineage: Eukaryota; Metazoa; Chordata; Actinopteri; Perciformes; Anoplopomatidae. Bases 307 to 846 code for a protein of 179 amino acids. Gene Ontology annotation, biological process: intracellular protein transport; vesicle-mediated transport; protein localization to Golgi membrane. Gene Ontology annotation, molecular function: GTP binding; GTPase activity. The transcript has 6 exons.